This is a messenger RNA of Sodiomyces alkalinus F11, 925 nucleotides long. RefSeq names its product Nnf1-domain-containing protein. The transcript has 3 exons. Gene Ontology annotation, cellular component: MIS12/MIND type complex. The record is from RefSeq and is a predicted model, not a curated record. Lineage: Eukaryota; Fungi; Ascomycota; Sordariomycetes; Glomerellales; Plectosphaerellaceae. The coding region runs from base 154 to 882 and encodes 242 amino acids. Gene Ontology annotation, biological process: chromosome segregation.
CUUCGAACUCCGGGGCUUCUCUCUAGAAAAUUACCACCAACAUUCUCCUCGUCACCCAAACCGCCCCUAAAUAAUCCAACAAUGUCACAACCAACCCCAGAUACCGACCAUGCAGUAUCAUCUGCGCCUGCCCCGCCAGCCUCAACAGAAGAAAUGGAUACCGCCCCCGACAAUCCAGACACCGCAGCCCUGGAUCCCGACAACACCAAGCCUCAACAACAAUCCGAACCACAACCUCAACAGCCACAAGACGACCCUCCCGCCUCCCCUCCCCUCCCACAAAAACACACGCCCGCUACGCCAGGCCCUCGCGCGACCCGCUUCAUCGAGAUGUACCACGGCGCCCUCCGCCGCACCCUCUCCCGCGUAAGCUACGACAACUUCGCGACCUGCUUCCCCACCAUCGCAACCUACGCGCCCAACGCCCUGCGCAAUGUCCAGAACCAGAUGGUCGACUAUCUCGAAGACCGGUGUAUUAAAGAAUUCGAGGCCAUCCUGGAAGAACGAGACGUCAUUCGCAAACUAAACGAACUCGAAACCCUCAACGCUGAAGCAGAGGCCCGCCGCCACGAAGCGCCAGCUGACGCCCCCGAACCCAUCCCCCCACACACCCUCCCCCCGGAAACCAUCCUCCGCGCCCACCUCCACCCGUACCUAGCCCACCACCACGCCCGCCUCAGCGCCGCCCUCGCCAACACCAAGCUCGAGAACGAGGCCCUCUUCGCCGGCAUCCAGGCCCAGCGCGCCGAAAUCGACUCGAUCCUCGCCGCCCUCGACCGCGCUGUCGCCGACGUCGACGGCGCCAACGCCCUCCUCGCCGAGGUAGGCGCCGAGAUUGCUGCCGAGUCGAGGACGGCUGAUGCCGAGAUGACGGGUGGGUGAUGUGGGGGUCUUCACCACCAAGUUCAUUUUUUUUUUUUUUUUU